CGCCUUCCACAAAUCAUUUUGUCACCAGCAAGCUCUGACAAAACAGAGAGAGAGGGAGAGAGAGAGAGAGAGAGAGAGAGAGAGAGAGAGAGGGGGGCAAAUAGAAGGACUUACUAGACCUGAUAAGAAAAAUACACAGCCCUGACAGAUAGAGGCAUAAGCAGAGCGAGGGAGUGAAAGAACAAGCGAGAGCAAGGAACAGAGCUGAGAAGGAGUGUGAGGAGUGCCUCACUUCUUCAGGACUCAAAACGAGUGAAAAAGCAUAAAAGGUGGACGUUGAAAAGAGUGGAGUGCUGGAGAGAAAGAGAAAGAAGGGAAUAAGGAAAGGAAGAGCAAGAGAGGGAGCGCAACCUGAUCCCAGGCUUACAAUAGUGAGAACAACUCCUGAUCCCCCUGCUACUGCCGUGGUGUUCUCGUCCGACACUCGUUCACUGGCUCUCGUCCUUCCAUUUGUCUUUGUUUUACAACUUGAUCUGGAUGAUCCUGUGCUGCAACACUGCAGGGUGUGUUCCAGAAGGACUUCACUUUCCUUGCCCUAAGGGCGAGUAAAGUGUGUACAUGCUCUGAGUCUGCUGUCGGAGAGAGGCAUGCAACCUUAAUCAGGGUCUCUUCACUUGCUUUUGGGAAGGACGUCAACGACAGCUGCUUUGUAAGCUCUGCUACACUAACUAGUAAAGGCUGCCGGGAGAACCUCUCUGGCCAGCAGAGGAAGCCAGGGGUCAUCUGAUCAACCUUUGGUGAGAAAAGCCUAGGACGGUCUCUCUUUCUGUACUCCUGGGGGUGGACUCAGCCUCUCUAUUUUGCUUGAUGGACAGCUGAGAGACAGCAAAGCACGUACGUUUUCAAAGGGUAAAGUGGCAAGGCACCUGUCAAGUGGCUAGACGCUGGAACAGGUCAGAAGGGAGCCGUCAAGCAAGGGCAAAGUUUGAAGCUGUAAGAUGCUCGUUUGUUGCACAGACUUGCUGUUGUGUCUGGACAGUAGGUUUUUGAGGUGAGGUAAUAAGCAAACUGUCAAGUGGCAAAUAGUCGUGCCAGAACAGGUCAGAAAAGAACCGUCAAGCAAGGGCAAAGUUUGGGACCAGAAACCGUAAGGCGCUUACUUGUCGCACAGACUGGCCGUUGUGUCUGGACAGUAGUCCUUAGGUUUUCUCUCAGCCGAACACUGUUUUCUCAGCAAAGCCAAAGAGAAGCAAAGGGUCUUCAACACAGACACAGCAGGGAAACUUUGGAUUUCGGCCAGACCCGUGGACUCUAACAAGCGACCCUGUGUGUGCUUGCCAGUGCUAGGACAGCUUGUUGAAACGGCACUUUAGAGACUCAGAGAAACACUAAAAGAUUGCCAGUCCAGCUUAUGUCCUGAGUGACUGCAUGUGCGUAUGUGUGUGUCUGUGUUUAUUUGCCUCUGAGUGUGGAUCUGGCAACGUCGCCAGGGCUUGGACCCUGGGGAGCUCUGUGUGAGUCCACCUUCUGAAUAAGUGUGUGGGAGUGUGGGAGAGAGACAGAUCACUUGUCAGCCGUGCACACACACACUAAAACACUUAAUUCCCUCUCUGGACCAGAGAGCAGACAGCGAGAGGCUGCAUGCUGGGAUUCCCCCUCACACUCCGGUAUAUGUAUUGACUCUAUUAUUUCUGGUGCUUUCCAUGAUACCAUCAGUAUUAUAAUCAGGUAUAAUCAGGUAGCUUCCCAGCAUCACUAACAACUCCAUCGCACCAGGUGUUCCAUAGCACACCUGUCCUCAGUACAGCUCGUACACCUGGGUAUCCUACGGACGAAGUUCAUCAUGAGACUCCUGUGUCUAGCGCUGGCUGCCCUCUGCCUGGGGGCCACAGUGAAAGGCAUGUCUACUUGCAAGACGCUGGACCUGGAGGUGGUGAGGAAGAAGCGCAUCGAGGCCAUCCGUGGGCAGAUUCUCAGCAAGCUGCGAAUGGCCAAGGAGCCCGAACCUGAGGUUGGAGAAGAGGGAAAAGACAUUCCUGAGGCCAUCAUGUCAAUCUACAACAGCACAGUGGAGCUCAGCGAGGAGUGGAAGAACAAGACAACCCCUGACUCCGAGCCCCAGGAGGAGGAAGAUUACUUCGCUAAGGAGGUGCACAAGUUCACCAUGACACGCACUGAUAACAAGACUUCGCAGAUGUUCUUCGAUGUGACGGAGAUAAAGAGAAGUAUUGUGGACUACAGGCUGCUUUCCAAGGCCGAGCUCAGGCUGCGCAUUGUAAACACCGCCAUCCCCUCUCAGCAGAGACUGGAGCUGUACGAGGGCCAGGGGGGCCACGACCAAUACCUAGGCUUCCACAUCAUCUCCAACGAUCUGAAAAACCGCUGGAUCUCGCUUGACGUCACAUCCACAGUCAAAUCCUGGCUACAGUCUCAAGGAACAGAGAAAGAGCAGAACUUCGAGCUGAAGCUGCACUGCGGCUGCGGAUCGGCCGAGCAGAAGUUAUACUUUCAAAUAUCAGGUGUGCAUAAACCAAGAGGAGACCAAAAUGCCCUUUCUUUAUUAAUGGCCAAGCCGUAUAUUCUGGCUAUGUCUGCCCCACCUGAUGGCAACACUCACGUCUCCACACGCAAAAAACGCUCAACUGGAGCUGAGGAACCGUGUGAUGAGAAAAAGGAGACCUGCUGCAAGCGGAGGCUGUACAUCGACUUCCGGAAAGACCUGGGCUGGAAGUGGAUCCACAAGCCCAAAGGAUACUACGCUGACUAUUGCAUGGGCUCCUGUACCUAUAUCUGGAACGCUGAGAACAAAUACUCACAGAUUUUAGCCCUGUACAAACACCACAACCCUGGUGCAUCUGCCCAGCCCUGCUGCGUACCUCAGGUCCUGGAUCCUCUUCCAAUCAUCUAUUAUGUGGGCAGACAACACAAGGUGGAACACUUGUCCAAUAUGUCGGUUAGAAACUGUAAGUGCAGUUAAAGCGACUGAAGUCCAUCUCCAUAGACGCCUUGCACUCCUCUUUCUCCAAUAAGCAAGCACACACACACAGCCGACACACACUUGGAUAGAAUGUCCCUGGGGGAAAGGAGUGAAUCACAAGAUGGCAGGACUGAAACGGACAGAGAAAAAGAAGGAAAAAGCAACGGGAAGAGGAGAAAAACGUGACAGAGACCAAAGAAAAAGCAAAGCCAUUCUUGAAGACUUUUGACUUUUUGACUCACAGGUGCCUUCUACCUUCUUCACAAGAUAUCACCAAGGACAACCUACCGUGUUUCAUUACAGAAUAUGCUUUAUUUUAUUUGUAAUCUUCAACUACCGUAGUAUAUCUUCAUUAAUUUAUUGCUGUUAGUAAGGUCAAAUGGUUUCACGUUACGCUGUUGUGUCCAGUUAAGGUGUAAGUCAUGAAGAUUGGCGAUGCUGUUAAGAGCAGAUAAGAGCAGAGGUAACAUUGGAGGAAUGUGUUUCCAAAGAGACAUGAAUGUGCGUACAAGAGAAGACCAAGAAGAACUUUGCACUAAACCAUGCUAAGAAUAAGGGGUUGUGGGGGUGGGUGGGUAAAGGGGUUACACUGAAGAUCAAGAGUACAUUAAUGUGUGUUGGAGGAUUGUUCAGUGUUCAGAACUGACAUGACCACUGACUGAUAAAAAAAAAUAAUAAUAAUAUUACACUCAUCGUCAAAGAAACAGUUGCACCUAGAAGGAAUAAACCGACAGGAAUGAAACUUGGUGGAUAGUCGUGCCAGGCUGCCAUUGAGUGACCGGUCCCACUUUUGUCUUUGUGGAGUAGACCAACAAAUAGUCAGUGGAAAGAAGAACGGUUUGCUGUCAUGUGUCACAUGUUCAGAAGAGACACUGGUUCUAGACUUCUUUGCUUGGGGGGAGGGCAUUAUAACAUAAAGGGGCGAUGUUGAUAGUUUUAUUUUUAAAGCCAGAGCUAAUGAUAUUGGUUAAAAAUUGAUGCAUGAAGUAAAAAAAAAUAAAAUGUUGCAUUGAUGCAUUAUAGGGUUUCCUAGAGAGUAUGUUUAUUGAAUGAAACAUUCCUAAAAUAUAUGAAGAGGGGUAUUAAGUUAAGUCUGUAUUAGGAGAGAUUAGCUGCUACUAACCAAGUUAGUAGUUUGCUUAACAGCUAGUUGCUAGUUAUACAAGUUAAGCAACAAAUAGGGUUAGAAGCCACCUAGCAACAAAUCAUCACAGGUUAGCAAACAUUAUCAUGUGAAAGUCAGUCAGUUUAAACUGGAAGAAGUAUGUAUUUCGGCUUUAUAUAUCCUUGCCUCUCACGUUCACACUGACAGGACCUGUCUUACUGAACCAGAACGUCUCUGAAUGAACUUUUCCAAACAGUCUGCUGCUUUUAUAGGUCUCAAAGAGCCAAUCAGAAAUAAGCAAGGAAAUAUCUUCACGUUGCAGAGCAAGAUGUGUUUUGGUAAUUGGUUUACAGAUUUUUUUCAGAGAUAAUUGUAAAAAUAGUUGUUGCUUGCAUUGCGCUUGCGGGUGGCUCAAUACAAUAACAGCUCAAGGUACCACUUUAAAAUAAGACUACCUUUAUAAAGGGUUUAUAAAUGGUUUACAGUUAGUGUAUUAAUGGUUACUUAUUAGGUUAUAAAUGCCUUAAAAAUCAUCAAUAAUCAGUUAUAACACAUACUCAGAAAGGGCAACAGUAUAGAUGGCUGUGGGUUCACUAUUAUGCAAACAACAGGUUAUUGUUGCCCUUUCUGCGCAUGUGUUAUAACUGAUUAUUAAUGAUUUUUGAGGAAUUUACAACCUAAUUAGUAACCAUUAAUAAACUAAUUGUAAACCAUUUAUAAACGAUUUAUAAAGGUAGUCUUAUUUUAAAAUGGUACCCAGCUCAAUGUUACAUACUUAAUAAUAAGGCCCUGCAAACAGUGGCCCUACCUUUUCUGAAUGCACACUCUUGCUUUGUAAACACAGAUACUUGCCAUAACAUGUUAUCAACACUCCACUGUGGAACACCAUUAAAAAGCUCUACAAUUGUGUUCAAUUUUUAAUCAUUUAUUGUUCCUGGUACCCAUUAUCUUCCUUACAAUUUGCAUUGCAAUCCAACACUUCCUUCUUGGUGCACGUAUAUUUGUAAGUUUUUCUUUGAUGAGGAGUGUAUAUUAGGAUUCACUGUUGUUGUUUUUGUUUCUUUAAAGCUUUAUGCCUGUAUAUAUAUAUGUGUGUGUAUGUGUCCGUUUUCUUGUAUAGAUGUUUGUAUGUGUUGAGGGGUGGCUGCAUGUGCCUCUGAGGCAUCUACAACUAUUGUUCUGGACAACUGUACAGCUGUAUGCAAAAAUGCCCUGCCCAUAAAGGGACGUCACCCUGA
Molecule: messenger RNA, 5260 nt
Organism: Astyanax mexicanus (Mexican tetra)
Lineage: Eukaryota; Metazoa; Chordata; Actinopteri; Characiformes; Acestrorhamphidae
Gene: tgfb1a
Product: transforming growth factor, beta 1a
Exons: 8
Coding region: 1784-2917 (377 amino acids)
Biological process (GO): SMAD protein signal transduction; regulation of cell population proliferation; transforming growth factor beta receptor signaling pathway
Cellular component (GO): extracellular region
Molecular function (GO): growth factor activity; cytokine activity; type III transforming growth factor beta receptor binding
Source: RefSeq, a predicted model, not a curated record